This is a messenger RNA of Mastomys coucha (southern multimammate mouse), 4670 nucleotides long. RefSeq names its product protein phosphatase 1 regulatory subunit 13B (gene Ppp1r13b). The transcript is spliced from 17 exons. NCBI's taxonomy places the organism in Eukaryota, Metazoa, Chordata, Mammalia, Rodentia, Muridae. The record is from RefSeq and is a predicted model, not a curated record. Gene Ontology annotation, cellular component: nucleus. Gene Ontology annotation, biological process: regulation of apoptotic process; negative regulation of cell cycle; apoptotic process. The coding region runs from base 112 to 3660 and encodes 1182 amino acids. Gene Ontology annotation, molecular function: p53 binding; transcription factor binding.
CCAGACCGGCUGUAAACUGCCCCUGAUCAACAUCUGCUGCCCUCUCCAGGGGUUGGGUACUUCCCAAGCUGGAUCUACCCUUUCUGUGUUUGGGGUCACCCAGAGGUCUUCAUGUUUCUGGAAUCUCAUGGAAGUUUAAGUCCGGUGCAGUUCAUCAGCCGCUGCGUCUCAUCCGUCAGAGUUCAGGCAAAUGGCACAAUGUGGAGUAUUCAGAAAGGGUGCCUGCCCACCCGGCAGCCUCUGCUGAGGGUCUGCUCUGGGGCCUGCUCUAGCCUCUGUCACUCAGGCUCCCAGGUUGGAGGGAAAAAUGACAGCGUUCCAAGGACAGGCCCGGACCCUGAAGAUUCAGAUUGGACCCUGCCCUGGGACGUGCCAGCUGCAUCUCCACACGGGAUGCUGACACAGAUGAUAUUAACCGUGUUCUUGAGCAACAAUGAACAGAUUUUAACAGAAGUUCCUAUAACACCAGAAACCACCUGUCGAGAUGUUGUAGAAUUCUGCAAGGAACCUGGAGAGGGCGGUUGCCACCUGGCCGAAGUGUGGAGAGGAAGUGAGCGUCCCAUUCCCUAUGACCACAUGAUGUAUGAGCACCUGCAGAAGUGGGGUCCUCGCAGAGAAGAAGUAAAAUUUUUUCUUCGUCAUGAGGAUUCUCCAACUGAGAGCAGUGAACAAGGUGCCCGUCAGACCCAAGAGCAGAGAACUCAGAGAAAUGUAAUAAAUGUACCUGGAGAAAAGCGCACUGAAAAUGGGGUUGGGAAUCCACGUGUUGAACUUACCCUCUCAGAACUUCAAGAUAUGGCAGCCAGGCAGCAGCAGCAAAUUGAAAAUCAACAGCAAAUGUUGGUUGCCAAGGAACAGCGUUUACAUUUUCUAAAGCAACAGGAGCGCCGCCAGCAGCAGUCCAUUUCUGAAAAUGAGAAGCUUCAGAAACUGAAAGAACGAGUUGAAGCCCAGGAAAACAAGCUGAAGAAGAUCCGUGCCAUGAGAGGACAAGUCGACUACAGCAAGAUCAUGAACGGCAAUCUGUCUGCUGAGAUAGAAAGGUUCAGUGCCAUGUUCCAGGAAAAGAAGCAGGAAGUUCAGACUGCAAUCUUACGAGUUGAUCAGCUUAGUCAGCAACUAGAAGAUUUAAAGAAAGGAAAACUGAAUGGGUUCCAGUCAUACAAUGGCAGGUUGACAGGGCCAGCAGCAGUGGAGUUAAAACGACUCUAUCAAGAGCUGCAGAUUCGUAACCAGCUUAAUCAGGAACAGAAUUCCAAGCUUCAGCAGCAGAAGGAGCUCUUGAACAAACGCAACAUGGAAGUGGCCAUGAUGGAUAAGCGGAUCAGUGAGCUCCGAGAGCGCCUUUACGGCAAGAAAAUCCAGCUGAACCGUGUGAAUGGCACAUCGUCACCACAGUCACCCCUGAGCACGUCUGGCCGGGUCGCUGCUGUGGGUCCUUAUAUCCAGGUUCCCAAUACUGGGGGGUUUCCUCUCCCAGGGGACCCUGUGAAGCCCCAGUCUCUCACCAUUGCCUCAAGUGCUGCCCACGGAAGAUCCAAAUCUGCUAAUGAUGGAAACUGGCCAACAUUAAAGCAGAAUUCUGCUUCAGUGAAGUCAACUCAGAUGGCUGGAGACUGGAAGGACUCAAGCAUGGAGGGGACCCUAAAGCAAGGUGCCAUCUCAAGCCAGCCUUUGCCCUUGUCCGCACUGGGAGCUACAGAAAAGCUGGGCAUCGAGAUUGGCAAAGGGCCACCUCCCAUACCUGGUGUAGGCAAGCCACUGCCCCCAAGUUAUGGGACAUAUCCAAGUCCUGGGCCCCUGGGCCCAGGAUCAACAAGCUCUCUGGAGAGGAGGAAAGAAGGAAGCUUGCCCAGACCUGGUGCAGGCCCACCAAGUCGGCAGAAACCUGCCCCGCUGCCCCCAGCAGGCAACGCUCCCCAGCCUGGCUCCUCACAGCAGAUUCAGCAGAGGAUCUCAGUGCCACCAAGUCCCACAUACCCACCAGCGGGGCCACCUGCCUUUCCAACUGCAGAUGGAAAACCUGAGCUUCCACUCACAGUGGCCAUUAGGCCUUUUCUGCCUGAUAAAGGGUCAAGGCCGCAAUCUCCCAGGAAAGGGCCUCAGACAGUCAAUUCCAGCUCUAUAUACUCCAUGUACCUCCAGCAAGCCACACCACCUAAGAAUUACCAGCCACCAGCGCAUGGCACCUUAAAUAAGUCAGUUAAAGCAGUAUAUGGUAAGCCUGUCCUACCGUCAGGGUCAGCAUCUCCAUCACCCUUACCGUUUCUUCAUGGGUCACUGGGCACAGGCACAGCACAGCCUCAGCCACCUUCAGAAUGUGCGGAGAAAGAGCCAGAACAGGAAGGCCCCAGUGUCCCUGGAGAAGGCAACACGGUGGAGAGCCUGCCACGGCCGCUCAGUCCCACCAAACUCACACCCAUCGUACAUUCCCCACUCCGUUAUCAGAGCGAUGCAGACCUGGAAGCUCUUCGCAGGAAGCUGGCCAACGCACCCCGACCCCUGAAGAAGCGCAGCUCUAUCACAGAGCCAGAGGGCCCUGGAGGGCCCAACAUUCAAAAGUUGCUUUAUCAACGCUUCAACACCCUGGCUGGUGGCAUGGAGGGUACCCCUUUCUACCAGCCCAGCCCUUCACAGGACUUCGUGGGCACCUUAGCUGAUGUGGACAAUGGAAACACCAAUGCCAAUGGCAACUUGGAUGAGCCUUUCCCUCCCCGGCCCACGGCCCCACUUCCUGAUGAGCUUGCCCCAUCCUCAGAUGCCAAUGAUAAUGAAUUACCUUCCCCUGAGCCAGAGGAGCUCAUUUGUCCCCAAACAACUCAUCAAACUGCUGAGACCGCUGAAGACAAUAACAACAAUGUGGCCACAGUACCCUCCACAGAACAGAUCCCAAGUCCUGUGGCUGAGGCUCCUUCAGAGGAGGAUCAAGUCCCUCCAGCACCUCUCUCCCCUGCCAUCCAUCCUCCAGCAGCAUCUGCGAGCAAGCGGACCAACCUGAAGAAGCCUAACUCAGAACGGACAGGACAUGGGCUAAGAGUACGCUUCAACCCCCUAGCGCUGCUUCUAGAUGCUUCUCUUGAAGGAGAGUUUGAUCUAGUGCAGAGGAUCAUCUAUGAGGUGGAGGACCCUAGCAAACCCAAUGAUGAAGGGAUCACCCCCCUACACAAUGCUGUCUGUGCUGGCCACCACCAUAUCGUGAAGUUUCUGCUGGACUUUGGUGUCAAUGUGAAUGCUGCAGACAGUGAUGGAUGGACACCACUGCAUUGUGCUGCCUCUUGCAACAGUGUCCACCUCUGCAAGCAGCUGGUGGAAAGUGGAGCCGCUAUCUUUGCCUCCACCAUCAGUGACAUUGAGACUGCAGCAGACAAGUGUGAAGAGAUGGAAGAAGGGUACAUCCAGUGUUCCCAGUUUCUAUAUGGGGUACAAGAGAAGCUGGGAGUGAUGAACAAAGGCACUGUGUAUGCUUUGUGGGACUAUGAGGCCCAGAACAGCGAUGAGCUGUCCUUCCAUGAAGGGGAUGCCAUCACCAUCCUGAGGCGCAAAGAUGAAAACGAGACCGAGUGGUGGUGGGCUCGUCUUGGCGACCGGGAGGGCUAUGUGCCCAAAAACUUGCUAGGGUUGUAUCCACGGAUCAAACCCCGGCAGCGAACACUUGCCUGAACCCCUGGAGUACCAUAGUCUCAUUUGCUCCCAGGCACUACUGGAGAAGGUUCCAGCUGCCCUGGAAAACCUGAAGCUAGGAUGGUCUCAUGGUGCUCACUUUAGCUGACAGUAUCCACAAUGUGAAUCCAACUUCCCAGGGGAGGCCCUUCUCCAGUCUGCAGUAACUGGGAGAAGUCCUUUUGCCUUCAGAGGACUGCAUUUUUGCCAAUUACUGUAAAUCCAAAUAAAUACCCAGCUUCCAAAACAUCCAGCCCUUUUGCCAGUAAGAAGUUGUAACUAUGAACCUUGACUGUUGCCAGUAAAGACAAAAGCUCCGACUUGGCCCAAAGGCCCCUCCUCACGUUAAAUGUCUCAGACCUUCAGCAAGAGCAAGCUGCUACCAGGUGGCUUUGGCUACCCCUUCUUGGAAAGCCUCAAACCAUCAUCCCUUCUCACAUUGCCUCUCACUACCAAAGGAGCCCAUUUGGAAACUGCUAUUUCAUUACCUGAUGACGUUCUGCUGUGGCUGGACUUGCAUGCCUCAGCACAAGGGGUUCUCUGAUUCCUAUAGCUUCUAGCUGCACAGUCUCACUUUUAUUCUCCCCUUUUUGGCAUACACUCAUCUAUUCUGAGUAGCUAAGACAUGGGAGUCUGGGCAAAGCCCAGUUCAGGAAAGCCACCUGGCAGCCUGGGAUGCUGUCACUGUGGCUGCAUUCCAAGCAAGGCAGGCUGUUCUGUAGCGUGACCUCUGUACACAGGCUUUUUACAGCAGGACUAUUUUUCAACCAGGCCAUUGAAAACUAACAGAACUGUGCUGCCAAUGUUUCUUCUCAUCGGAACACAAGCCCUUAGGCUUUAUUUUUCAUGUAAGUCUUGUGCAUAUCCGUGUAAAUCCGUGUAGGCUCUGGGAGCAGUGCUGUGGUCCACUGCCUUGUGUUGAUCGCACAGGGUGGUGGAACCAAAAGUGAUGCCAUCCCACCGCCACUGAUGCUGUGUGACGUGCACAAUAAACUGCUGUCUCACACCUG